Messenger RNA from Tripterygium wilfordii, 1028 nucleotides. RefSeq lists its product as uncharacterized. NCBI's taxonomy places the organism in Eukaryota, Viridiplantae, Streptophyta, Magnoliopsida, Celastrales, Celastraceae. The coding region runs from base 119 to 787 and encodes 222 amino acids. The record is from RefSeq and is a predicted model, not a curated record. The transcript is spliced from 2 exons.
UUUUCAAUUCCCUAUACCAGUAGUAGCACUCAUCGUCCAUACACACCCUCAAUAUAAACCAUUGCCAAGAGAUCAUAAAAAACUAAAGAAGGAAGAAAGCAGAGCUGCAUCCAGUACAAUGGCAACGACAACAACGUUGGGUAUGAAGCUUUUAAUGGACACCAGACGCCAUAGAAUCAUAUUUGCGGAAGCAAAUAAAGAGGUUGUUGAUUUUGUCUUUACCUUUCUGUCUCUGCCUGUUGGACUUAUCUUCAGAGUUAUGGGGGAGAAGCAUGAAAUGGUGGGUUGCCUUGGAAAUCUCUACAAGAGUGUACAGGAUUUGGAUUCCACAUAUCUGCAACCUAACAAAUUCAAAGCACACAUUUGGCUUCCCAUAGUAGCAAACUUUUCCGGAAUUAUUAAAUCUAUACCUCCAACAACAGUCUAUAGGUGCCACAGUGACUCGUGCUGUGGUAUUGACAAUGUGGCGUUUGAUCGCGCAGCCACUUGCCCCCAAUGCGACGGUAUUAUGAAUAAAGAGGUGACCUGUGUCCAUGCAUCAAGCAAGGGUUUUGUGAAGGGGGAAGCCACAUAUAUGAUAACGGAUGAUCUGACUGUGAAGCCUAUGUCUGCAUUGUCCAUUAUUGGUUUGAUGAACAAGUUCAAUGUCAAAGAAGUUGGUGAUGUUCAAGAAAAGUUCAUCAAUUUUUCGGUUGAUAAGCGUAUGAAGAUAUUCAAGGCUUCUCUGGUGUCUAAGACGGUGCUAACUGAUGUUUUCCUUGGAGAAAUAUUGGAGUCGGAAGAGUGAUUUCAAAGUUUAGAUUGUGGUAGUCAGAUUAAUGGGAUUGGACUUAUAAGAUUUAUAUGAUGGGAACAAGGGGGGUAUGAAGAUGAAAUCUUUUGAUAUUUUCAAUUCGGGGUCUGAAGACACGUAGGAUAUUUGUUUGUCAUGUCAAUUUUUUGAAGCUUUUCGUUUGGUCAAUGUAUGAGGCCAGCACGUUGAUUGAUUGAAAUGUAACUAAAGCCUGCCUGUGGAACAAUUCAAUAAA